This is a messenger RNA of Alternaria atra, 2895 nucleotides long. RefSeq lists its product as uncharacterized. NCBI's taxonomy places the organism in Eukaryota, Fungi, Ascomycota, Dothideomycetes, Pleosporales, Pleosporaceae. Gene Ontology annotation, molecular function: 5'-flap endonuclease activity. The transcript is spliced from 2 exons. Bases 1 to 2895 code for a protein of 964 amino acids. Gene Ontology annotation, cellular component: nucleus; Slx1-Slx4 complex. Gene Ontology annotation, biological process: DNA replication; DNA repair. The record is from RefSeq and is a predicted model, not a curated record.
AUGCUUGCAUCCUCGCCUCUAUCAUUCUCUCCUCCUGCGAGCCCACUGAGAACGACAACCGGCGCGUCGAAGGGCAACGCAAGAGCAGCUCCCGUUCCUGAUGGUGCUGUGAGAGGAUUUGCCACCGUUGGCAGCCUCAUACGCUCCGAGCACUUCACGAGCCGUCUUGACGACGACUUCGAUGCGAUACAACAAGCGCAUUCUCGGCGGGAGUCGCAGGUUGAUGUAGAGCCUAUAUUGGUUGUGGAGAAGCCUACAAAGCGGUCUACAAAGAAGGCUACUACUACUGCUGCUGCAGACGGAUCCGAGAAGCCCAAAACGAAGCCUCGAGCGCGCAAACCGAAGCCCAAAUCAGACAAAGAGAUCCUCAACUCGGAUGACGAACUCCGAUGCCCAGCACAACGACUUACAAAGUCCCCUUUCUUCGACGAGAAGGCGUCAGAAGCUCCGGUCGAGCCUACGGACGAAGCCUCCAAUGCGCCGAAGCUGACCAAGUCGGGCAGGCCUCGGAAGCCGCGUGCAAAGAAGCAGAAAAGCGAUGAAGGAGGAGUAGAGUCUGCGCCGAAGCCUAAGAAACCAAGAGUCACAAGAGUGAAAGCAGGGGCGGGCAAAGACGGGAAGGGUAAGGGCAAAGAUACGCCGCUUGUGUCUGCGCAUUUCCCAGAGGAAGCAGACAGAGGCGAGGGGUCGGCAACACGGCCUUCUGUAGAGGCUCAAGAUGCUCGCAUCGAGUAUCCAUCGAUCUGGGAGGUGCCUGAAAGCCCACGGCCGAAGACGAAGGCUGCGCCAAAACAGCGUCAGCCAGAUUCCAUUACAGAAGGAUUAGACUUGGAGGAGGCUGUCGUAAGGAGACGAGAUUGGACGCCGCCACCCGACACAACAAUCCCAUCGCCGUUCACCGACUCAACCGGAAAGGAAAACAAGGCGCUAACGCAUAACGCUGAUGGUACCUUCACAAAUCUGCUCUCCAACUUUGCUUAUACACAGUCACCAUCUGCUCAAGUCACCGCGAAGUCGGCCAACACAAGUACGGAAGUAGCGGCAGCGACUAAGCGUCGGAGAAUCGAGCUCGUCGAGAUACCUAGCAACCAGGCCAACUCUAGAGACUCCUCGCCUGAGAAGGGUAAAGCACCAAAGAAGAAACCACGUACGAUCACGGAUCUUGUUACGGAACAGUAUGCAUUGAAGGAUGCAGAACCGAAUCCGAACGAUGUAACCAGCAACUUCUUUGAGUCUCGGUCUUCAACAACUACAACAACGGUGCCAUUGAACGACACGGCCACAACCGAUGGCAGCGUAGUACCGAAGAAGCCAGUACGGAGGCGCAAUAGCUCCAAGUCAGGUACAGAGAAGGCCGACUCUAAGCCGAGAUCGAAGAAAGCAUCUGCGAAAGCUGCCGCUAAGCCUAAGCCUGUUGCGGAGAAGUUGCUCAGCCCUUCAUCUGCAAUGUCGCGUUUGCAGAAUCAAGAUGUUCUGUUCGGAACAUCAAGUCAGCUUGCGCUCGAGGAGUCACCCACCAUGGUGCGCCAAAUCCAAUUUGCAAUGAAGGAGUCGGAGCAGGACGUCAACAAUCUUGACAUCUUUGCAUAUGGCGCACCGCCACGGUGGCCACGGCUCAGCAGGGUUGAAGGCAAACGAGGGCUCUGGGCUGCGAGUGCACGAGAUGACAAAGGCGGUAUGCUUGAGCACCGAGAAGACGUUUAUAUACCAGAGCCAGAUCGAACGCAAGACAUCCCUUUGCUCAUGGACGGCACUAUCGACGUGCCUGACGCAGAGUCUGAUGAUCAAUCUACAUUCAUAGAUAUCGACGACAUACCUCCAGAUCCCCCUCCAGCAAUCCCUAUAUCUUCUGACUUGCCAACGCCACUCGACGCCACUUCCCGUGCCUCCCCAACUUUGGAGCUUCAUAAAAACGAUCGUCCAAUGGAAGAUACGAGCUUCGAGGACAUUGACAACUUCACGCAAGUGCCGCCACCUUCGAACCAAAACGCCGAAUCACCGAAUAGCUUUGUUGACAUUGAUGACUUCGACUUCCCACCCUCCGCCCAAAUGCGAAAAUCACCUGUUCUGAAGUUAAGACCCCCAGCUUCAGCACCACCAAGCAAAAUCAGCUCACCAAAGAAGCGCGGAAGGCUACCGAAGUCAUACCCUGCAGUACCUACGUCAGUCUCGGCAUCUUCCACACCAAUUUUGGAGCCCUUACCCCCGAAACCCAAGGUGAAGGCAAACACCAGUGUUAAGACGCCUUCAACCCCACCAAGAGGGUCAGGCCGCUUCAUUGACAUUGAAGAAAUUCUUGAUUCUGAAGAUGAAGCUCUCCAAGUACUUUCACCUACAUCACCACGAAUACGAAAACAUGUUGAUUCUGAACCUCUACCCUUGAUCUCUCUCUCACCCACCACUUCGCCUGGUAAAACCAAAAAAAGCACUACGACCAAGACCAAGUCGCUGGCGGCUGACCCAGCUCUGACACCUAUACACCGCAUAUCAAGCAACCUACUAGAGUGGGUUCAUAUCAAACAAAGCAUUUUCUCACAGAUAUCGACGCAUAUCCGCUCGCUACCUCCUACUACAGAUCCCAUGAAGCCUACCUGGCACGAGAAGAUCCUCAUGUAUGAUCCCAUCGUUCUUGAAGACUUCACCGCGUACUUGAACGCCAACACGUCGAUACGCGUGUUUAAGAAAGCAACGCAGAAGCAGAUCAAAGCCUGGAACUCAGACUUGAAGAUCAGAGGCGAGGCGGCGAUGAGUAUUGAGAAGGACGGAGAUGAUUUGCUCGUAGUAGAGAAGGAGUUAGAGGGAUACAUGGCGCAAGGGUGGUGUGAGAGUCUGAGUAUAUGCUGUAUUUGGGGAGAAGGGCGGGGCAAGGGCGGUGCGCGGAAGGGCUUUUACUGA